GCGUGUUGGGGGGAUGGGGCCGAGCCGAGGAUGAGAGACUUCAAAUAUUUACCACUUGGCUAACUAAAUAUCUGUUUUUAGAACCGAGUUUCCUUCCUUGCACUUGGACAUAUAAAUACACUUCGACUACGGAUGAGUUUUGGUGGAAUUCUGCGAAAAACUAAGUGGAGUGUUUGUGCGUCCACGACACACGCUUAAAAAAAGUCGACAAAAUGUAUUCCUCUGCUGGAGCUGCUGAGAUGCUUGAGGGACCCCGUUCGACUGGGUCCGUAAGCUCUGAUCCCCCAUCUUCCCCAGUGCCAGAAUAUGUGUUCAAGCCACCAUCACGGCCAGACUUUGGCACCAUGGGCAGGACAAUCAAGCUCCAGGCUAACUUUUUUGAGAUGGAAAUCCCCAAAUUGGAGGUCUAUCAUUAUGACAUUGACAUCAAGCCUGAAAAAUGCCCCCGGAGGGUCAAUCGGGAAAUUGUGGAGCACAUGGUCCAGCACUUUAAAACACAGAUCUUUGGUGAUCGAAAGCCGGUGUAUGAUGGAAGGAAGAACCUUUACACUGCCAUGCCCUUGCCAAUAGGCAGAGACAAAGUGGAGCUUGAGGUAACUAUUCCUGGUGAAGGAAAAGACCGCAGCUUCAAAGUAGCCAUCAAGUGGGUGUCCUGCGUUAGCCUGCAAGCUCUGCAUGAGGCACUGUCAGGACGGCUACCCAGCGUCCCUUUUGAGACUAUUCAAGCCUUGGAUGUGGUCAUGAGACAUUUGCCUUCUAUGAGGUAUACCCCAGUGGGACGCUCUUUCUUCACUCCUUCAGAGGGAUGCUCAAACCCUCUUGGUGGAGGGAGAGAGGUGUGGUUUGGUUUCCACCAGUCUGUCAGGCCGUCCCUUUGGAAAAUGAUGCUCAACAUCGAUGUUUCGGCCACUGCGUUCUACAAAGCCCAACCUGUAAUUGAGUUUAUGUGCGAGGUCUUGGAUUUCAAAAGCAUAGAAGAACAGCAGAAACCCUUGACAGACUCUCAACGAGUGAAAUUUACAAAAGAAAUCAAAGGCCUGAAGGUUGAGAUUACUCACUGUGGGCAGAUGAAGAGGAAGUACAGAGUGUGCAACGUGACAAGAAGACCAGCCAGCCACCAAACGUUCCCUCUGCAACAGGAGAAUGGCCAAACUAUAGAGUGCACAGUAGCUCAGUACUUCAAAGACAAGUACAAGCUCAUCCUGCGAUACCCCCACCUGCCAUGUUUACAGGUGGGGCAGGAGCAGAAACACACCUACCUGCCUCUAGAGGUGUGUAACAUAGUGGCAGGACAGCGCUGCAUCAAAAAGCUGACAGACAAUCAGACCUCCACUAUGAUCCGUGCCACAGCCAGAUCGGCACCAGAUCGUCAGGAUGAGAUUAGUAAACUGAUGAGAAGUGCCAACUUCAACGCUGACCCUUACGUUCGUGAGUUCGGAGUGAUGGUUCGGGAUGAGAUGACGGAAGUGAACGGCCGUGUCCUACAAGCUCCUUCCAUACUGUAUGGAGGCAGGAACAAAGCAAUAGCCACACCAAUCCAGGGAGUGUGGGACAUGAGGAACAAGCAGUUCCACACUGGUAUUGAGAUCAAAGUGUGGGCCAUUGCCUGCUUUGCGCCACAGAGACAGUGCACCGAACUCCUACUUAAAGCUUUCACAGAUCAGCUGAGGAAGAUCUCUCGAGAUGCAGGAAUGCCUAUCCAAGGUCAACCUUGCUUUUGUAAAUAUGCCCAGGGAGCUGACAGCGUCGAGCCCAUGUUCAGGCACCUCAAAUACACCUACCAGGGCCUCCAACUGGUGGUAGUCAUCCUACCAGGGAAGACACCCGUUUAUGCUGAGGUGAAACGUGUUGGGGACACGGUUCUUGGCAUGGCCACACAGUGCGUGCAAGUGAAGAACGUUCAAAAGACGACGCCUCAAACUCUUUCCAACCUGUGUUUGAAGAUUAAUGUUAAGCUGGGCGGUGUUAACAACAUCCUCCUCCCACAGGGCAGGCCAGUGGUGUUUCAGCAGCCAGUGAUCUUCCUUGGUGCAGAUGUGACACAUCCACCUGCAGGAGAUGGAAAAAAGCCCUCUAUCGCCGCAGUGGUUGGUAGCAUGGAUGCCCAUCCCAGCCGGUACUGUGCGACAGUACGGGUGCAGCAGCACCGCCAGGAAAUCAUUCAGGACCUGGCUACCAUGGUGAGGGAGCUGCUGAUCCAGUUCUACAAGUCCACCCGCUUCAAGCCCACCAGAAUCAUCUACUAUCGGGAUGGCAUCUCUGAGGGCCAGUUCAACCAGGUUCUUCAGCAUGAGCUGCUGGCAAUCCGGGAGGCCUGCAUCAAACUAGAGAAGGACUACCAGCCUGGUAUUACCUUUGUGGUUGUUCAGAAGAGACACCACACGAGACUGUUCUGUAUGGACAGAAAUGAGAGGGUUGGGAAGAGCGGCAACAUUCCGGCGGGCACCACAGUGGACACCAAAAUAACUCACCCAUCAGAGUUUGACUUCUACCUUUGCAGUCAUGCUGGCAUUCAGGGAACCAGCAGGCCGUCUCACUAUCACGUGCUCUGGGACGACAACCACUUCUCAUCAGAUGAACUGCAGGUCCUUACCUACCAGCUUUGUCACACUUAUGUGCGCUGCACCCGGUCAGUGUCCAUCCCAGCACCAGCUUACUAUGCCCAUUUGGUGGCUUUCCGGGCUCGCUAUCACUUGGUGGACAAAGAGCAUGACAGUGCCGAGGGCAGUCACACAUCAGGUCAAAGCAAUGGACGUGACCACCAGGCCUUGGCCAAAGCUGUUCAGGUCCACCAGGACACCUUGCGCACCAUGUACUUUGCCUGAGAGCACCCAACUCCCAGGAAGGCGUGGGUGAGACAUCACUGAUGGAACGCACUACCCUCCGCUGUCUCACUGUCAGCUGUAGAUAACAUUACAGUGGUUUCACAUUGUGAUCUCCCUACCAGACAAACAUGUCAGUAACCCAAAUGUCUACAAUUGUACUUAAACCCACCAAAACCAUUCCAGCAAUUAGACUGUAACAUGCAAAAGAGUCAUUCUUUCUUGAGGAUUGAGCUGGAAGAGGCUUUAUUUACAUGUCGUGCAUUAGUUGUAUUUGUACUUGUUAUCUGUUUAAAAAAAAAAAAAGGGGGUGAAAAUUCUGAAAAGACAAGGCAGAGUUUGUACAUUAAUAGAAGAAUUUUCUUUCUUUCUUUUGUUUUUUGUUUUUUUUAUUAGCAGGCCGAAACAGUAUACAGUGGGGUGGUUUCACAUUUAGAAAAAGCCAGUCGCCCUCCUUCUCCUUUUGUUUGGUUAUUAGGCUCUUGGUGCUUGAAGGGAGAAGGCAAAAAUCAAAAGAUGUGGGGGUCCAUUAACUGUUAUAUGCCUAAUGAUUUAGUCCUCCCCACAGACAUUAUUUAUCAGCCUAUCAAAGCAAAGUGCACUGACCAGGAUGAGCGCUUCAAUCAGGACAAAAGUACUUAUAUAUAUAUUGAGGGUUGUUUGUGUUUUCCCCCACAUAGGGCACUAUGUGAUGAAAAGUGCCAUUUAAGAGUAUCUUCUUUCUUUUUUUCUUUUUUCUUUGCCACUUCUAUGUAAAACUAUGAAUUUUUCUUCCAGUAUUUGUCCUCUUGACACUGAUGAUCUUAUUAUGCCAACUCUGUUGACAGUUAAUGAUCUUGACAUCAGAUUUGUUUAACCUCUGAAUCAACACUUUUUAAUUAAUUUAUUUUUUUUUAUUUUUAAUGAAGCUCUUUUUGUAUUUAGAAAUUUGGGGGGGGCAAACAUUUUUUUUCCUCCUUUGCCCCACUGUUAAGUCUGAACUGACAAACGAGUGACCUGAGAUGUAAUAUAUUGGGACUGGUUCCCAGUAAGGACACAUUUCUAAUGUAUUCUGAGCCAUGUUGACAAAAGACACUUGAUUAGGAAGUCACCAUAGUGGGGAACAUGUUAAAAUCUGUGUGAUUCCCAUCUGUUCUUACAGACUUUUUAAAAUUUGAAUAAUUUCUCCAAUGGAUAUGCAUGUAGCUGGCUCAUGUUUUAGACAUUUUAGGUUUUGUGAUGAUUGUUUAUUUCUCCCUUUAUAGACAUCAACCCUACUUCUAUUUUUUUAAUGUAUAUAACACAGGAUCAUGUAUUCUGCUGUGUCAUUUGUGUGGCUUGUCGGUAACCAGGCAUUCGGUACAGUGGAGUCAAAGCUGCAACAUUUUAGAGUUUAACUGAUUGAAAUUCCUUAAAACCUCUUUAACGUAGUGUUUGCUCCAAGAACUAGGGGCUGUCAUCGCACAAAAGCUUGGGUUUUAUGCAAAUGACUUUUUUGUGAGUCUUUAUACUAUUUAGUAAUGUUGGUAAUAAGGUAUAUUUUGAAUAAGCCUUCAGUGGAAGCUGCUGAAAGAUUAUAGAUUUUUUUUUUUUCUUUUUUAAAAAACUGGCCCACGUGUUAAAAAAAAUUGUCUAAAUUAAUAUUGUCUUUGUAUGCAGAUAAAUGCAAAUAUAUGGCCUUUUAAGACUGUCAUGUCUUACUAAUAACAUUAUUAUAUAAUAAUAUCCCACCUAAGUUUUACUAAUGCUAUAAGCAGGCGAAUGUUGACAUAGUCUUGAGUGGAGGCGAGUAGUUUAUCUUUUCUAACUAUGCAUCAUUUUUAACCAAGAGAUUUAGCAGUGGGUAUCUCACAUGAAUUGGAGUCAUUUCUAGAGGUAGAUAAUCAGGGCUUUUUAUGUUGUUUUUAGCAUAUUGCAUUUAGUAGCGUUUCUUAGUGCUUAUCAACGUCUUCAUACCUUUCUAAUAGGAUGAAGUAUUUAUGUGGUCAUUUGUAACAUUGUAGGUUUUAUAGCCUAUAAAUUGGGUGUAUCCUUUGUAACACACAGUCUUUCCUAGCCAAACAAGAUUAUGAACUUUUACAUGAUGAAUAUUAAAAAAAAGAAAUAUAUAUAUAUAAAUAUAUAAUUAUAUGAAAGCACAAAAGGACAUCUCGAUUCUAGGUGCUAGAUGUUUUCACUGUAAAACACCUUAAAUCCUCACUGGACUGGUCCACAAGGCUCCGUAGUUGCAUGCUAAAAAACAAGUAAGCGUCAUAAUGUUUUGGAUCUUUUCUCUCCCUUUGAUGACCUCUCUAUGGUUCCCUUUGUACUCAUGACCUGUAAAAGCAACUAGAAAUCCGACUGACUGUGUUUGUGGGGCAUUCUGAAAAUUCUGUACUUGAUAUUUACUGUUAUGAUGUCAAUAUUGUUCUUAUCGGUGCUGGUCUCACAACAUGUAAAUUUGGAUGCACUUUUGAUAGCAAUGGUGUGACUUUUAUAGAUAAUCAACUGAAGCGAGAGGCUCGGCCGUUUUGCGUGACGCCGGCGUAAUUGUGUGGAAAUGGCCGUGUGUACUACCUCUUGUUACCUGUUUUAAGUGUUAUGGUAACAUCACACUGCUGGCCAUUUCUGUAUAAUUACCCCUGCAAUCUAUCUAAUUGGCGCUGUUUGAGUCUUGCAUCUUGACAGAAGAGGUUUUAAACGUUUGCUGUGCUUGAUGGUGAACGUGCUUUCUGAGUUUGUGGUUAUGCGAUUUAUUUUUUAACUUUUUUAAUUUUUCGCCCUCAUAGUUUUGCUCAAACUGAUGAGAGAAUGUGUGAUGAGUGUUGAGCUGUACGACCAAAUUCCUGAACUGUGUUUGUACCUACACACAGAUUUCCCUGCUUUCUUUCCUUUUAUUCUAUGCACCAAUAAGAAGCAGCAUUUUUUUUAUUUCUAUAUAGAAUAAUAACUCCUUUGCUUUUCAGUUGAGCAGCAUGCCAUCAAGUAUGUCACCCAUAUUUGGUCUGCUAAUUUUAUUUCAUUAUUCAAAAGUAGAAGGUACAAAGUAAAUGUACCCAGUUGGUGCUGUGUGUCAGACUAGGGAAGUAAUCUAGAAAAGACUGCCCACGGAUAGAUUGAUAGAGCCUGAAAACUAUCACGUAGUACUUGUUGAUAUCUGUAUGAAAAUAACACAGCCGAAGAUUUUUGUCAAAUUUCACCCCAGAGCAUUUAUUUCUAUGUACAAUCAUGCAUUUAAGUCCUUAUUUAAGCUUUAGGUUUGUUCUGAUCCAGUCAUCUCGAUCAGAGUAGGUGGAUCAGAACAGAUGAAUUAAUCAGGAGAAGCCCAUCUUUGGCUCUGUACUUGGAAAUGUGAAUGUCUUUGUUCCUGUGUGAUUGCAGGCCUUUGUAACGCGACCACAGCUAUCUUCACUUACUCGAAUGUUCAGUUCUUAGACUGUUCCUCAAAGGGACACGUCGGAAUAUAGUGUAAUAGUUGGAAGUCAUUCUCUAGAAGAUAACCGUCAUGUAUUGUUGACAGAUUGAAUCAUUGUUUCCUGUAACAGCACAAACAUCAGAAACUGACUGGCUUGUAACUUUAAGUUGUCUAUGUUUUUUAAGAGAUGACUUUGAACUUGUUUCCAUUUCUUUACGUUUUACAUUACCUACACCAGCACCUUAUAAAACCUGGUCAAAAUGGCUUUUUUCUCCCUACACUUAACAAACAAUAUUCGACAAUGUGUUUUGUUUUUCUUUGCACUAAACAAAGGACUUAGAGCUAGUGAUGUAUUGAGAGUGUUUAUCAGGGGGCAGGCUAGCAGCCUGGAUUUUUGGAUUUUGGUGGCUUUUCAAAAUAAAAGAUGCACAGUCAACAAGUGUCGCCAAUCAUAGACAGGAGAUUUGCAGGGGGUUUGUAGCCAGAGCAUCAAUGCCACAGUGUUUGAGUAUUAAGGUUUGACACGGCUGUCGCUGAAGACAGCCAUGUGCACAUUAAGUUGUUCUUAAUAAGGCCUCUUUUUCUCUAAAAUCGUUACAAACUACACAUAUCACAACUCAGAAGAGGCUUUUCCUUUUUCACAUAAAUCAUCUUUGUCACAAUAGAACAGAAUACUUUAUUGUGACUGUUACAAGAACAAUGAAAUACAGUAUGAGCUCAGUCAAGAAUGUUCAACAGACCAAUACUUGUAGCCUGGAUGAAUGUGGCAAUGCUUUUCAAGUAAAGUGGAGCAGUGAGGCUUUCAGAACAGCUGUAGUGCUGCCCCUUAAAACAUUCUCAAACAAGUUAAUUAAAUGCACACAUUCACCUCACUUUGGCUGUUUUCCCAUUAUCUUUCGGAGUGGCCAAAACGCGGAUAAAGCAGGUUUUAGAAAUAGCUUUUUCGUAAACUAAAUGGCAUAUCAUAAGCUAUUUUAAUCAGCCAAUUAUUUUCUCAUAAUAGUGGGUCUUCUUUAGUUUUUAAGAGGUAAUGAUAACAUUUCUCCAAAUGGUAACCAUCAGCCUUUGCGUUUUUGUUUGUUUGUUUUUAUUAAUAGUAUUCUUUUUAAUUUAUUUUCAUUUUUUUUAAUGGUCAUGGAGUACAAAAUUAAAGUCGGCUUUCUAAUGAAGCAGUCCCCAUUACAUGAAUGAAUUCCAUACCAUUACCCUCUGUAUAGUAAUGUCUCCUCUUUCUGCCGCUUAUCUGUCUCUUGUGGAGAAAAUCUUGCUGUUAUAAAGAGAUCUCUUGUAGAGUAGAUCCUAUUUUCCUAGCUCCAUAUAUUAAAAAUGAAUGUAAUUAGAACCUGCGUGGUUUGUAAUGUUGUAUAGGCUAUCCAUCCAGUACAUUUAUACUCAUCUUUGCAUCUUAUGUACAGCCUUUUCUUUCUGUUUUCUUCUCUUUAUUUAUAGGCUUUAUUAAUUCCAGAAAGUAUUGUUUUCUUCUUCUCAGUCAUUUAAAUAUUGCCCAUGUCACAGACCAUAUAAUCUUUUUAUUUUUAUUCUUUCUGAUAUGAAAUGAAAGUAGUAAUUCUACAGUUGUGCUGUCUUUCUCUGGAUGUUGGCUACUGUACUUUUAGGAGACAUAUGUUUCACACUGGUGCAAAGAGUAGCCAUCCUUUGAGUCCUGGCAUCAUACUUGUGUGAGGUGCUAAAACAUAAGCGCUUUGUGUGUAUAUUAGGUGGUUUGCGUAGGUGUGUGAUCUCAUUUGCUGUUGGAUUUUAAACUUAUGCUUAAGCCCUCGGGUCUCGUAUUCCUGUCCAGCCCCUACAGAGCUGUCUUGUAAAAUCCUCCCUGAAUUAUUACAUUAAUUAGUGCAGUGCCACAUAAAUGCAGAGAAGCUUUUCAUUUUAAGUGUUACUUCUGUUCCUUUUUUCAUUUGUAUUGCUACACGGCUGGGUUUUUUGUUUUGUU
Neolamprologus brichardi is the source of this 8146-nucleotide messenger RNA. It is a transcript of the gene ago2, whose product is annotated as argonaute RISC catalytic component 2. Gene Ontology annotation, biological process: regulatory ncRNA-mediated gene silencing; regulation of DNA-templated transcription. Gene Ontology annotation, cellular component: RISC complex. NCBI's taxonomy places the organism in Eukaryota, Metazoa, Chordata, Actinopteri, Cichliformes, Cichlidae. Gene Ontology annotation, molecular function: endoribonuclease activity, cleaving siRNA-paired mRNA; RNA binding; protein binding. The record is from RefSeq and is a predicted model, not a curated record.